Nerophis ophidion (straightnose pipefish) is the source of this 1792-nucleotide messenger RNA. RefSeq lists its product as uncharacterized. Gene Ontology annotation, molecular function: protein binding. The record is from RefSeq and is a predicted model, not a curated record. The coding region runs from base 347 to 1606 and encodes 419 amino acids. The transcript has 5 exons. Lineage: Eukaryota; Metazoa; Chordata; Actinopteri; Syngnathiformes; Syngnathidae.
CCGAGGAGUUUUCACAACAUUUGGACGUCUUCUUUGCAUCCUUCAGAAGUGCCGGUAGCUUUAAGUCUUCUGCAGAGGUAUGAAAGUGAAUUUUGUCUCUUUUUUUUUUGUGUUCUGCGGGAUAUCUGUACUGCACACCAAACGAUCUGACAAAAGGGAUGAAAAGCUGAUGCCUGAGGCUGUGUGACAUGUACAAACAGUCACGCUUGUACACAGUAAAUGGAAUUAUUGUAUUUUUUUCAUAUUUUGGAUUCUUUCCAAACGUCACAUGGGGAGAAACAUACUUUCAUUCCAACACUGUUGACAGACAAAGAUGUGAGGGAGAGGAAUUUUUUUCAUUAUCAUAAUGUCAGGACUGGCUUAUUGUCCCGGAAGAAAUGAAAAAGAAAAUAAACGUAUCCACGGGACUGAGAAUAAGGACACAGAUUGUUUGCAGGAGCUGUCCGAGUGUCCUGCUUGUAAAAGACACAAUGAUGUUACCCUGAUCCUGCCAUGCUCUCAUACCAUGUGUGUGCACUGUAUGUCUGCCCAAGAGGCCAAGCGGUCUGGUCGGUCCCCCCGACAAGAUUUGAACUGCUCUGUGUUGUGUCCACUGUGUCGCUACCAUGUGGAGCUGCCCUGCGAGACGUGGUCGUCUGCUUUGUCUUGUCUCCCGCGAUAUCCCACCCUAAAGUUCAAGACUGACAAACGGGAGGUGGCUUCUGAACCACAUCAACUGCAAGGGGAAACCUACUCUCUGGUUGCUAAUGAAGACACAGUGCAAUGUUCCAGUGCUUGCAGUUUCACAAUACCACCAGCUGAGAGCAAUGUGGAUCUACAGGAGGAGGAGAUGGAGAGCUCUGUAUUUGGUUUGCGCUUUGCUUUGGACCCAUUAACUGCCCCCACCUCCCUCCACCUUUCCAACUCCUUGCUCAUUGUCACUUACCGAGGAAUAAGCCCUACUUGUCCACUUCCAAAUGUCAGGAGGUUGAUGAUGACCUCUGACCCUGGCGUUACGCAGGACCUCCCUGAGGUUUGCACUGAUGUCAUCAUCGCUCAGGGCCAAUAUUACUGGGAGGUAGACGUCUACAACAGCUCCAUCUAUAAAAUUGGUGUGAGCUCACUGCACAAUUCUAAAGGCUGGUGGCUGGAAAGACACGGUUUGUCGUUUUGCGCCGUUUACGAUGGGUGCAGGGAGCCCCUUGUAACGGUCCCUCCUCAGAUCAAAACUCUCGGACUCUUCCUUAACUUUGGAGGGGGUACUCUUAGCUUCUACAAUGUUGUGACCCAAGAGCAUCUCGUCACCCUGCCUACGUGUUUCAAUGCCUCGGGAGUGCUUCCUACUCUGGGCCUCGGCCAGGGCUGGAUACGGUUGCGUUGCGGCCUCCCACCUCCCCCCUAUGUGUUCCUCAGUAAAAACUCAACCUACAGACAUCCUUGUGGGUCCAGUAGAGGCCGAUGGCAAAAGGAUAUCACCUUCCGAUCAGUGGGUAAAGUGAUUCAGAAGUUUGAGGAGAUGUCUGCAGCAAACUCCAGUUCGAUGCCUGGUUUUGGAUCACAUUGCUCCUGUGGACACCGGGGGACUAAUCCUUCUGGGCUUGCAGAACAGGAAGCCGGGCCUAAAUAAGACAAUCCUUCUCUAAAAUGGAAACAACCACUGACUGACGGACUCACAAAUCCCCAGAAAGGUUUGAUCUAUGGCUGCAAUUUGAAAGGCAAAUGUUCCAUCUUGAAGGACUUGCGGAUCCUCCUUCCAUUCUCGGUGUGACCCCCGCUGGUCGGGGCUUGGGCUGGAAUGAGUCCUAUAUUGUAA